CCCGCCCCUCCGUCCCUCAGGCCGCCAUGGCGGUUCGGCUGCUCCUGGCCCGGGCCCUGCGGCUGCUGCCGCGGUGCCGCCCGCCCUGCGCCCCCCGUGUCCACCCCCGCGCCGACCUCCGCACCGACCCCCGCGCCGACCCCUGCACCGGCCUCCGCGCCGCCCCGCCGGCCUCGCCAUGGCGGCCGUGGCUGUCCUGGCUGCCGGCCGCCGGCCGCCUCCUCCUGCGCGGCCCUGCGGGCGGGCUGGCGGCCGUGGCGCGGCGGGGGCCCGGCGGGGCCUGCCUGGCGCUGGCUAUGGCGCUGGGGCUGGUGGAGCCGCGCCUGGAGGAGCAGCGACGGGCCGAGGCGGCGUGCCGGCAUAUCCAGACAGUGUUUGUUGGGAAGAACAAGCCUCAGAAAGAUCCCCUGAGCUCCUUCCGCUGGCAGGGCUUCAAGCUGGAGGAAUAUCUCAUCGGCCAACCCAUCGGGAAGGGCUGCAGUGCUGCCGUGUACGAAGCAGCCAUUCCUUUCUCUCCCAAUCCUCGGGAAUGUGUGGAGAGCAGCCAUCUCCCAGCCGUGCAGCAGGAUCAUGGCUCAGCUUCCCAGGCAGCUGAAGAGGAGCCUGUAGUGAAACACCAACCAAAAGGGGCUUUUCCCUUAGCUAUCAAAAUGAUGUGGAAUAUUUCGGCUGGUUCCUCAAGUGAAGCCAUCCUCGAUGCCAUGGGCCGAGAGCUCGUUCCAGCCACUGGAGUUGCUUUAUCCGGGGAAUACGGAGCUGUCUGUGGCCACAGAAAACCCAUCCUUGGGAGGAAGAAGCUGCAACCCCAUCCAAACAUAAUCCAGGUGAUCCGAGCGUUCACAUCCUCUGUCCCUUUGCUGCCUGGAGCCUUUGCUGACUAUCCUGACAUGCUUCCAUUGAGCCUGAAUCCCAGAGGGAUCGGUCACAGCCGGACACUCUUCUUGGUGAUGAAGAAUUACCCUUGCACUCUGCGCCAGUAUCUGCGGGAGAACACUCCCGAUGUUCGCCUCUCCACAAUGAUGAUUUUACAGCUCUUGGAAGGCGUGGACCAUCUUGUUCGACAUGGGAUAGCACACAGAGACCUCAAGUCUGACAACGUCCUGGUUGAAUUCGAUUCUGCUGGCUGCCCCUGGCUGGUCAUCACCGACUUUGGCUGCUGCCUGGCAGAUGAAAAAGUUGGCCUGAGGCUGCCUUUCACCAGCUCCUACGUGGAUCGGGGUGGCAACGGCUGCCUUAUGGCACCAGAGGUGAUCACAGCGUCACCUGGCCCAGGCACAGUGAUCAACUACAGCAAAGCUGAUGCUUGGGCUGUGGGAGCGAUCGCCUACGAAAUCCUGGGCCUGGCCAAUCCUUUCUACGGCCACGGGGACUCGACUCUGGAAAGCAGAAGUUACCAGGAGGACCAGCUGCCCCUCCUGCCUGAUCAUGUGCCCCUCGAGGUGAAGCAAGUGAUAAAGAUGUUGCUUCAGAGGGAUCCCAACAAGAGGUUGUCUGCGAGAGUUGCUGCAAAUGUGCUUCACCUGAGCCUCUGGGGUGACAGUGUUGUAGCAUCCAGGACCCUGAAACCCGACCAGAUGAUCGCCUGGCUCCUCUGCCAGUCAGCUGCCACCCUGCUCACCAACAGGCUGGUGGAUAAAAGCCGGGUAGAAACCAAAAUGAAGAUGUGCUUUUUGGCAAACCUCGAGUUCGAAGACCUCUGGGCAGCAAUAUUCCUGUUGCUGGCCUGGAGAAGCCAUUCUGGGUGAAGGAACCACCUGGAACACGAGCAUUUCAGUUAAAUGGCACUUUCUAAAGGCACAUAGGAACCUGUCCUUUCUGUCUGCCUGGAAUCCUGUAGUGCUUUAGGGAACAAACUGCAGGCCUGUGUUUAAGAGCUUGAGUUUCCUCUAGCAAGUGUUAGCACACCCUGCUUUUCUCCCUCUGCUAGAGGAGAUGCCCUUGCUUCCUUACUGUCUGGGUGGGAGGGUGUGUGGACCUUGCAGGUGUCCUGAGGUACGUGGUUGGUUUUGCUCCCAUUUGGGAAUUCUUUCUUGACUUGUGUGUUGAGUGGAGCAGGUUCCCUUUGAGAUGGGGUGGGUGGGAGGAGGCACUGUCUGCCUGCACUUUGCAUGGGAACAUCACAACUUUAACAACACUCUGAGAAAGCUGAGCUGACAAAGGGAUGUGCAGUUUCUCUGUUCUUGGGGAAACCAGUGGUGGUCUGAGGCUGCUAUUCCUGUGAGCUGCAAAAUGACAGGCCUGGAAGCUUCCUGGUGAGGUGCUGCCUGGUGACAUGAGCGUCAGCAGCACUGAGUACCUCACAGUUGUACGCAGGAUAGUGGGGGCACAUCGUCCUCAAACCCCUCUUGUGUCUGUUCUUAACUGUUGUAGUUAUGUGGUGAUGCUGCUGCAGGGUCCAAGGCUGAGUCAGACUGUCCAGUUAGGGAUGGUGCUCCAAACAAAAUGAGGCUAAGCAGCAGCACCUGCUUAAAGAGCUUAGUGUGAUGCCCUGCUGUUUUACCUGCCUGUUUUUAAUUCAGUGAAAUAAUAUCCUUUGGGGGGGAGGACAGGAGACAUCAAUCUUUAAAUAAUAACAACAGCCAUGUUUAUGAAACAUCAUUCAAUUUUGUGUCUAUAAAUGCGUUUAGAGGAACCUGGGGACAAAGUUAUUUACGCUUGUUGCACAAUAAAUUGAAGAUUAAGCUCUGUG
This is a messenger RNA of Chiroxiphia lanceolata (lance-tailed manakin), 2689 nucleotides long. It is a transcript of the gene PINK1, whose product is annotated as PTEN induced kinase 1. Bases 27 to 1745 code for a protein of 572 amino acids. Lineage: Eukaryota; Metazoa; Chordata; Aves; Passeriformes; Pipridae. Gene Ontology annotation, cellular component: mitochondrion. The record is from RefSeq and is a predicted model, not a curated record. Gene Ontology annotation, molecular function: ATP binding; protein serine/threonine kinase activity. The transcript is spliced from 8 exons. Gene Ontology annotation, biological process: autophagy of mitochondrion; regulation of apoptotic process; positive regulation of mitochondrial fission.